CGCCUUGGGAGAGGGCAGAGCUCGGCGCAGUCGGGGCCUAAUUCACCUUUCCUUUCCUGAUACCGAUGGGCUUAACGCAGAGUGCUAGUGUACCGGAUGGCGGAACUGAUGGCUAUCAUGUUCAUGGGGUUGAAGAGAACUCCCCAGCACAGAAAGCUGGUUUGGAACCGUUUUUUGAUUUCAUCAUAUCCCUUGGUAACACUCGCUUAAACCAGGAUAAUGACAUGCUCAAGGAUCUCCUCAAGGCUAAUGUGGAGAAGGCGGUGAGGAUGGAGGUGUUCAGCACCAAGAACAUGAGGCUCCGUGAGUUAGAGGUCGUCCCUAGCAACAUGUGGGGGGGGCAGGGACUUCUGGGAGCCAGCGUCCGGUUCUGUAGCUUCCAGGGAGCCAAUGAGAACGUCUGGCAUGUACUUAAUGUGGAGACCAGUUCACCAGCUGAGUUGGCUGGACUUCAGGCAUAUUCAGACUUUAUCGUAGGAGCAGACCAGGUCUUGCAAGAUUCGGAGGACUUCUUUACACUGAUCGAAGCACAUGAAGGCAAAUCACUGAAGCUUCUUGUAUACAGCAUGGAGACAGAUGGAUGCAGGGAGGUGAUAGUGACACCUAACGGGGCCUGGGGCGGCGAGGGCAGUCUUGGCUGUGGAAUUGGAUAUGGCUAUUUGCAUCGAAUCCCUGCUCACCCUCACAGUCCAAAAUCAAUGAACAUUAGUCACACUUCUAGCACAGAAGAAUGCAAUAGCGAAGAACCUCCAGCACACAGAUACACGGAAGUUUCCUUAAUGACAGCGUCAGGUCAGUCAGUGAGUGGGGACACACCACUGCCACCACCUAUCCAAAGGGUCAUGGAUCCAGGUAUUUCAAGUGAGUUAGAGGUGAUGAGUUCUGAGUUAUCUGAGAGGCUGGAUCUCUCAGUCUCAUCCACAGAUAUGACAAACACAUCAGUGGCCAGGACAGGAGGAGUGGACCAGAUGCCAGAUCUUGGCCAGAAGUUGGAUGUUGAGGAACUAGAAGGCAAUGGUGAACCCCUAUCAGUAUCAGCUCAGCAAACCAGUAGGUCAGAGGAGCAGCAUAGAGACACACCUGCCACAGACUUCACUGCCUCUGUGUUUCUGGAGCGGUCAGGACCAGCGAAAGAUGUCUCUGCUUUAGCGAGUCCCUUAACUCACCUAGACCCACAUGCUCUGUCCUCAGGCCUGUCAGCUGAUCACAGCAUGCUGCCUGUUGAUCCUGUGUUUUUGAAAAAUUCCUCAAUCUCAUCUGCUGAGUCCUUCAUCCCAUCUGUGGAAAUCUCCUCUCUGCUAAUAGACCCUGCAACUGUCGAGUCCUCGGCUCCGCCCAGUAACUCUUUGCCCAGUAGCUCCACCCAGUAAGUUCUCACUGUUGGCUUCUGUGGGACUGGCAUCUGGUCCUGAAUUACAGAUAGACAAAGCAAAGAUUGUAUCUGAUCUAGACUUCCAUAACGGGCAGCCAAGAAUAUAGAAAUACAGCAUGGCCGGUAUCUACUACUGCUCUGUAUCAGGUUUGCUAAAUUGCUUACAGGGCACUAAUAUGCAGUGUUGGAGUAAUGCAAUACAAAGUAAUAUUUUAUAAAGUUCUAUGUGUAGGGACAAUAAUACUUGUAAUACUCACUCCUGCCAGUAGGCGAAGUAUGAGCUCACUGUAUUAUAAGAGAGGAAAUAGCACUCAAGACUAUGCAAUCUAUAAACAAACUACACUGUACAGUUGAAGGCAUUCACAUCUGUCCAUUUUAUUAUUUACCCUUUGUGCCCCGUAACAUGACUGUUGGUGUUUGUGCACAGUCCCAUCCCAUAUGGUCCUAACUUUAGCCUCUAUUCCUAACACUAUCUGUUCACCAUAUCUCCUGAUGUAAUUGUGCUGGUUAGUAUGACCAUCACUGGAACAGCAGCUGCUGAAUUAAAAUUCAGUUUCUGGAUACAUAAAUUGCGUCUAUAUGAUGCCAUGCUUUCUCUUCUGAGCGUGCAUCCGCUACCCACUACAAGCUGACUUCUGUGAUGAGAAUUGUUGUGGAUGUGACUGGAGCAGUUUUUGAAUUCGUAGCAUAUAAAGAUUGAUAU
Electrophorus electricus (electric eel) is the source of this 2075-nucleotide messenger RNA. RefSeq names its product golgi reassembly stacking protein 1a (gene gorasp1a). The record is from RefSeq and is a predicted model, not a curated record. Gene Ontology annotation, cellular component: Golgi apparatus. Lineage: Eukaryota; Metazoa; Chordata; Actinopteri; Gymnotiformes; Gymnotidae. Gene Ontology annotation, molecular function: protein binding. Gene Ontology annotation, biological process: Golgi organization.